Hypoxylon fragiforme is the source of this 3270-nucleotide messenger RNA. RefSeq names its product 6-phosphofructokinase. Bases 476 to 2842 code for a protein of 788 amino acids. Gene Ontology annotation, biological process: fructose 6-phosphate metabolic process; canonical glycolysis; fructose 1,6-bisphosphate metabolic process. Gene Ontology annotation, cellular component: cytoplasm; mitochondrion; 6-phosphofructokinase complex. Gene Ontology annotation, molecular function: 6-phosphofructokinase activity; ATP binding; monosaccharide binding. The record is from RefSeq and is a predicted model, not a curated record. NCBI's taxonomy places the organism in Eukaryota, Fungi, Ascomycota, Sordariomycetes, Xylariales, Hypoxylaceae. The transcript has 3 exons.
GGUUCAAUGUUUUUUUCCUGUAGAAUGACAUAUGUACCUACCCUACCCACCACUAGUAGAUAUAUGAGGUAAGGCAGGUGAAUCCGUUGUUUUCCUUCAUCCAUCACAUCACUUUUUUUGUACUACAACAUUACGGACUUGAUACCUUGUAAAGACCUCUCCCAUCGAAAGGAAAGCACGACUUGAAGUUACAUAUAGGUACACCCCGAUAACUUUUCGUCCAGCUUGGUUUCCCUCUUUCCCUGUGGGCUGAUUCAAAGCUCGAAAAAGAACGCACUACGCCGUCUUGCUUCAUUAAUUCAACUCUCUCUCUCUCUCCCACCUUUAUUUUCUCCUUUCUUUCACCCUAUCCCGAUCUCUAUCCUUAUUUUUAUUCUUAUUCCUAUUUUUCUACCUUGUGUGAAUAAUCGUCUCCUGCUCUUCCAUCUAUAGAAUUCCUUUUUAGCACCACUUGACUCGACAAGUAUACGUCAACAUGGCUGCUGCACCAAAGAAAAAGAUCGCUGUCAUGACCUCGGGUGGGGAUGCCCCAGGCAUGAACGCUGUUGUCCGGGCCGUCGUGCGCAUGUCCAUUCAUCUAGGCUGCGAUCCUUACUGUGUCUACGAAGGCUAUGAAGGUCUAGUUCAAGGCAACAAGUUUAUCCGGAAGAUGGAAUGGAACGACGUGCGAGGCUACCUUUCCGAAGGUGGUACUCUGAUCGGAACUGCAAGGUGUAUGGCCUUCUACGAACGUCCCGGACGCUUGACUGCCGCCAAGAACCUAAUCCUCAAUGGCAUCGAUGCCCUCAUCAUCUGUGGCGGUGAUGGCUCUCUUACAGGUGCUGACAGAUUCCGGGCCGAAUGGCCUUCUCUACUCGAAGAGCUUGUGGCCACCGGCCAAUUAGAGGAAAAGCAGAUUGAGUCUUAUAAAUUCCUCAACAUUGUUGGCCUUGUUGGCUCCAUCGACAACGACCUUUCUGGCACCGACGCCACGAUCGGCGCAUAUUCCGCUCUGGCCCGUGUCUGUGAGAUGGUGGAUUAUAUCGAGGCUACAGCCUCUUCACACUCCCGAGCCUUUGUAAUAGAAGUCAUGGGAAGACAUUGCGGCUGGCUUGCCCUAAUGGCAGGCGUAGCCACCGGUGCCGAUUUUAUCUUCAUCCCAGAGAAACCUAGGGAGGAUAACUGGAAAGAAGAGAUGCGACAGGUCAUCCAAAAGCAUCGAGAUUGGGGUAAGCGCAAAACCAUCGUCAUUAUCGCCGAAGGUGCUUUAGAUAGGCAUGGCACCAAAAUUUCCCCUGAAAUGGUAAAGGAUCUUUUAGCCGACAAGAACGGCCUUGCCCUCGACACUCGCAUCACAACCCUCGGUCAUGUCCAGCGUGGAGGUACCGCUGUGGCAUAUGACAGAAUGCUUGCCACCCUACAAGGAGUGGAAGCAGUCAAGGCAGUCCUGGAGGCAACGCCGGAGACCGAAACUUGCGUCAUCGCUAUAACCGAGAACAAGAUCGUUCGAAAGCCCCUUAUGGCAGCUGUGAUAGAGACUAAAAAGGUGGCUACGGCCAUCGAGGCGCAAGAGUUUGAUAAAGCUAUGUCUCUUCGCGAUGCCGAAUUCUCUGACCAAUAUAAAUCUUAUAUGAUGACGACCACUAUGGGACUCGACCAAGACAUACACUUGGAAGACUCCAAGAGAAUGAAGAUUGGCUUUAUCAACGUUGGAGCACCCGCAGGCGGUAUGAAUGCUGCGAUUCGUGCGGGCGUAGCUUAUUGCCGAUCGCGUGGACACGAGCCCCUAGCGAUUCACAACGGUUUUGCCGGUUUUGCGCGACACCACAGUGACGAACCACUGGGUGCUGUCAGGCCCUUUGACUGGUUAGAGGUCGACGGGUGGGCAAGCAAGGGAGGCUCGGAGAUAGGAACGAACCGCGAACUCCCAGAGGAAUCCGGCAUGGAGUUGAUUGCCAAACUCAUCGAGAAGUACGAAUUUGACGCCUUAUUCCUAAUCGGUGGCUUCGAGGCCUUUCAUGCUGUCUCGCAGCUACGUAACGCUAGAGCUAAAUACUCUUCUCUAUGCAUUCCUAUGGCUCUAUUGCCGGCAACCAUUUCGAACAACGUCCCUGGAACGGAGUAUUCUCUGGGCUCCGAUACUUGCUUAAACGAACUGGUUGGCUACUGCGACAAAAUCAAGCAGUCUGCAUCAGCUACUCGACGCCGGGUAUUCGUGAUUGAGACCCAGGGUGGCCGUUGCGGAUACGUUGCAGUUCUGGGAGGGUUAGGCAUCGGUGCUAGCGCUGUCUACAUCCCAGAGGAGGGUAUCAGCUUAGAUAUGCUGAAUGCUGACGUCAAGCAUCUAAAGGACGUCUUCGACAAAGAUAAGGGUCAAUCUCGCGCGGGAAGACUGAUCCUCGUCAACGAGAAAUCGAGCAAGGUUUUCUCCGCCAAGCUCAUUGCCGAUAUUAUUCGUGAAGAAGCUCAUGAUAGAUUUGAAUCGCGAGACAGUAUCCCGGGCCACGUUCAACAAGGUGGUGUCCCCUCCGCCAUAGACAGGUGCCGUGCCGUCCGACUAGCCAUCAAAUGCAUACAGCACCUCGAACAAUAUGGUCCCAACCCGCAAAAGAAUCCGGGUAAGAUUAUCAAGGACCCUUUGAGUGCAACUACCAUUGGCAUCAAAGGCGCCGACGUGGUCUUCUCUCCUAUGGAGCAGCUCGAAGAGGAGGAGACGGAUUGGAAAAACCGGCGACCGACAGCGGCUCAGUGGUUAGACAACAAGGAGGUAGUUGACAUCCUCGGCGGGCGUCCACGAUACCCAUUGCCGGAGAGAGGAUUACAUGGACUCAAGGCUAAGGACGCAAAACGAGGGCUAUUUUAGCGAUAAAGCAAAAGGAUAUGUAGGCACAGGGCGGGCAGCGGGCUGCAGGGUGGGUUAGAAAGAAUAUGGGCACAGAAUCGGACAGGUAGAUAGAUUGGAACGGUUAUGCGCGCAUGAUUAUGAUUCAACAUGUAUUGGAGUUUUAUAAGGUUCGUGAUCUAGGUGUAUGCAUCUACCAAUACCUACUUUCUAAAGAUCCAGGUCAAUCAAUUCAUUUCAUCUUAAAUGUGUAGUCUAGGGGGCUAUCCCGAGACAUACAAGCUUGCAAGUGUCACUGAUGCAAGGGAUCGUGGUUAUAUAUAGUUGUAUCGAGAUACAUAGGUGUUUCCCCAGCCUCUUGACGAAUAUAGAUUCUGAUUGGCUAAACAGCUUCAUUGUCAUCCCAAUGUAGGCAUAUUUCUAGAACUGCCCCUUGUACAUAGGAUUGG